AUGACUACCUUCACUUUCGCUCCCCAUUUAGCCCUCUUCAACACAGAUCUUUCCACCUUCUCCGCCACCAAACCCGGCUUCACCGACUUCGGCGUCGGCGGCUUCAUCUUCUCCAUCCCGCCUCGUGAAGAAACAACAGUAAUAGAAACAAAAUCAGAACCCAAAGUGCUCCUCCUCCAGCGCUGCCUCUCGGACUCCUUUGGCGGAUACUGGGAGGGACCUGGCGGGGGUCUUGAUCCGGCUACGGACCGGACGAUUCUGGACGGUGUGGCAAGAGAGGUGCUCGAGGAGAGCGGGUUGCAUGUAUCGCGGUUUGUGGACCUUGUGGCGGUUGACGAAUGGGCGAGGAUGAAGCGGGAUAGGUUGCAUGUGGUUGCUAAAUUUACGUUUCUGGUGGAGGUUCAUGAGGCGGGGACUAGGACUGGGGGUGAUGCUACGGAGGGAAUAGGGGAGGUUUCUCGUGAGACGAUUCAGAAGCGAUGGGAAGAUGGAGUCAAGUUAGCAGAAGGAGAGCAUCAGGUUUACGCUUGGGCGACUGAAGAGGAGGUACGGGAGGGCCUGGAGGACAAAGGGCCUUAUCGGUUUGUAAACCAGAUGGGGACGAGUCUUCUUAAGGGGUUUGAGAUGGUAAGAGAACUUGAACAGUAG
Molecule: messenger RNA, 648 nt
Organism: Aspergillus chevalieri
Lineage: Eukaryota; Fungi; Ascomycota; Eurotiomycetes; Eurotiales; Aspergillaceae
Product: NUDIX hydrolase
Exons: 1
Coding region: 1-648 (215 amino acids)
Source: RefSeq, a predicted model, not a curated record